CUGCAGCGUGCUGCUCCGGCUGUGGGUUGGUCCAGCUGCUUGUCACGCCUCUUGUAAACAUCACAGCGGCUGAAAAGACUUCCGCAAAGGAUACACCGAUGUAUCCUCGCUUAUAGCUCCUUCAGCAAGCCUCCUCCAUCCUCGAUGUGCAUUUUAAGAAUUGAGAUGUCCUUCAAGAUGGCGUACUGAGAUCAAUUUCCGGGUCACACGCUCGAGAAUCGAGGAGACAGAAAUUUGGGAAAUGAGAAAGGCCCCCUGUUCUCGGGUCUCUGUGUGUUUGUGAUGCCGGUCCCCUUGUGAGAGGCCCGGUAAACCAGCCGCCGCUACACUGAGCUAACGUUAGUUAGCCGCUGCAGCUAACGUUAGCUGCUGUUAGUACCUUCAGAUAGUACCAAAGGCUACAGAGGAAGCAGGAUGGCAGACGAAGCUCCCUUCCAGUUUUUACAUAACGAAAUGAUCCAGUACAUUUACAAGUCAUCCGAAAACGGAGAGACGGAGAAUGGAAGAAAUAUCACCAAACUGGAGAAUAUGGGAUUCAGAGUCGGCCAGGGGCUGAUAGAGAGGGUGAAGCUCACAGCUCUUCUCUUUAGAUUGACCAAAGACACGGUGCGAUUCAAAGACGAGCUGGACAUCAUGAAGUUCAUUUGUAAAGACUUCUGGACCUGCGUGUUCAAGAAGCAGAUCGACAACCUUCGAACAAACCACCAGGGCAUCUAUGUUCUCCAGGACAACAAGUUCCGGUUACUGAGUCAACUGUCAGCCGGGAAGCAGUAUCUGGAACAAGCCCCGAAGUACCUGUCCUUCACCUGUGGCCUGGUGAGAGGAGCUCUGUCCAACCUGGGAGUGAAGAGUAUUGUGACCGCUGAGGUGUCCAUCAUGCCAGCAUGUAAGAUGAUGUCACUCCUCCGUUAUCCAAUCAGAGACAUCUUCAGAGGGGUAAAUUCCAGGUCAUGAUCCAGAAAAUGUGACUAGCCGAGGCCACGCCCACUCCGCUCUCUCCCUCACCUUGAUACAUCCUUGAGCUUUUGCCAAAUAGUAAAAUAUUCGUGUCUCUAUACUUUGGGGAUUACGUUGAUGAUUUCCUGCAGUCGAUAUUAUCAUAAGUGCACAAACACUUUCCAACGCCAUGGCGAGUAUUCUUGAGAAGAGUGAGUGAAUGUGUGACACAGGACUGUUUAUGGAAGAGCUUUGGCGCCCUCUGUUAGCAAAAAGUUAAACUGCACUGUUAAAAAGAUAUUGGUAAUUAUCAGUAACUUUGACAGGAUUUGUAAACAAAGCCCUGCUAGUGAAUCUAUGAUCAUUCCAAGCUUUCAGAAACUAGUUUCAUGUUUCAGCAAAUCAUAGAAAAUGAAAUGACACAUGAUAGAGAUAGAUAGAUCUAUCUAUCUAGAUCAACUAUAAAUUAAUAAAUAGAAAUGAGGAAAUGGGGCCUGGAACACAAACUGCGUUUCUCUACAGUUGGAUGUUGAACGGAAGCAGAUGAGUAAUUAACCUAUGAUCCCGGUGCUCCCCACAAGGUGACGACACUCACUGUAGCACUGAUGAUAGGCAGCAGUCUGUCCUAACUGUUCAGUACUGUUUAUUAACCUUGUUUGAACCUUCACGUUGAAUCCGUUGCAAUAAAUUCCAGUGUGAAAUCAA
Molecule: messenger RNA, 1641 nt
Organism: Micropterus dolomieu (smallmouth bass)
Lineage: Eukaryota; Metazoa; Chordata; Actinopteri; Centrarchiformes; Centrarchidae
Gene: trappc6b
Product: trafficking protein particle complex subunit 6B
Exons: 6
Coding region: 415-954 (179 amino acids)
Biological process (GO): endoplasmic reticulum to Golgi vesicle-mediated transport; regulation of GTPase activity
Cellular component (GO): cis-Golgi network; trans-Golgi network; TRAPP complex
Source: RefSeq, a predicted model, not a curated record